AGAGUUUUGUUGUGUUUGCACUGCGUUCGCACCCCUAGUUGCUAUCUCGCAUACUUUCCCUGCCGUCCUUUUUAAUUCUUUCAGUUUGUCACGCUCUUUUAAUACAACUGUUUUUUUGUUGGUGGAAUAUGUAUGGUUUGCAUAUGUUCCCGUCAAUGACCCUCAUGGAUUAUCGAACGCCGUCUAGCCAUCCCUCGCUGUUGUAUCAUUUGUUUGUAUCGUGGUUGGUGCUCUUUGAAGACCCAUUUACUAAAUCUCCACUAUCCAUGGGCGCCAUCCAGUCAUUGCUUGCGGCCGAACUUCCUCCGCAUUCUUCGCACAUCUCACAGACCCGCCCAUACGAACCAAUGGAUGCCUAUUGCAAAAUGCUCGGAUCUCUGAUCCAGAAGCGAUAUCAGGAAGCACUGAUGUACUGCACCCCCGCCACCUCACAACCGUGCCGCCGAAUCUACCGCAACUGGCAUCCAGACGACCAACAGCGGCAAGAAAAGCAGCUGGAACAUAUCCAGAGCCGCUUCCUCCUCUCAUAUCCCGCCGAAAAGUACAACCUCGUUCGUGACGAUGACCAUUCCCCCAUCGUCAAUCCGUUCUACAAUCUCUCAGGCCUCUUUUUCUGCGCGACUGGUUCGCCUCUGAACAGCGACUCAGACCCCACAGGCGCUGGCGCCGGUGGCCCAGUAGUAACAUCCCCCUACGGAACCACACGCUUCCAAGUCGAGUUUGGCCAGCUCCAAAGAGUCAUGUUUCCAAACUUCAAGCUGUAUUUUGCGGACCAUUACAAGGUUGUCGGAGACUGGUACAUUCAACUUGUUGUCGUGCCGAGCUGGAAUGUCAAGCUCGAGGAGCAGUGCAUCCAGCAGAACAUGAUUGAGCUCGAUAUCCAGUCCAAUCCCUUCUUUUACCGCGCAGACGAUGGUCAAUAUUGGGUCAGCAAUUCUCCAAAACUUUGGAUGGAGCUCUUCAUCGGAUGCGACACCAUUCCCACCACGGACCUCGGAGAGAUUGUCGAUAGUCGGUUGCACGAGAAGGUUCGCAAGACGAGAAAUCGCAUGACGGAGCAAGAGGAGCGAGAUAGACACGCGCGGGUGAUCGAAAACAUUGCCAGGGAUUUGGUCAAGCUGGCAGAGGGUCUGCGACAAGGCCUUGGCCCAAUGGACAGAGAACUGGUUGACCUGACCUACGGACUGUCCAUGGCGCGGACUCAGCUUGGAGUGAUGCAGGCGGGUCCUGCCACCACUGCAACAUCGGAGCUCGAGCAAAAAGAGGAGUCCCGCGAGGAAUAAGGACAUUGGCCAGUCCCUGUGCCUCUCCAAUGCAAUGCUCUCCACGACAGGCUGCUUUGCCACAUGCACUGCCAGCAUUUAUAUUUAUUGUUCUUAUUCUUGUUUCUUUUAUUUCCCGCUCCUGUCUGUUUGCUGUUUUUUGUUCUGCUCGCAUUCGCGCAUCAAC
Molecule: messenger RNA, 1449 nt
Organism: Gamsiella multidivaricata
Lineage: Eukaryota; Fungi; Mortierellomycota; Mortierellomycetes; Mortierellales; Mortierellaceae
Exons: 2
Coding region: 129-1283 (384 amino acids)
Cellular component (GO): cytoplasm
Source: RefSeq, a predicted model, not a curated record